This is a messenger RNA of Rhodofomes roseus, 528 nucleotides long. Its product is annotated as fungal hydrophobin-domain-containing protein. Lineage: Eukaryota; Fungi; Basidiomycota; Agaricomycetes; Polyporales; Fomitopsidaceae. Gene Ontology annotation, molecular function: structural constituent of cell wall. Gene Ontology annotation, cellular component: fungal-type cell wall. The transcript has 3 exons. The coding region runs from base 1 to 528 and encodes 175 amino acids. The record is from RefSeq and is a predicted model, not a curated record.
AUGCAGUUCAAGCUCGCCGUCUUCACCGCCGUCCUCGCCGCCGUCGCGGUCCUCGCCGCCCCGGCCGCUCAUUUGCCCGCCUGCGAGUCGUCCAGCACCGCCAGCUGGCCCGAGUCGACCACCGCCUCUAGCCCGUGGGGUCCCUCGUCCAGCUCCUCCGCGGGCUGGCCCACCAGCAGCUCGUCGGGCACCUGGCCCAGCGCUGUCUCCCCUUCCGGCUCUGCCGCCUCUAGCGCCACGGACGCCGGGGCCCCCGAGCCGACUGAGUCCUCGUCCGCCGGCUCGUGCAACUCGGGCCCCGUUCAGUGCUGCAAGACCACUGAGUCUUCGGGCAAUCUCAGCGAUGGCACUACGAGCCUCCUCGGGGUGCUCGGCAUUGAUGUGUCGGACCUCGCGAACGACAUCGGCUUGAACUGCGCGUCUCUCGUUGGUGGAGCAACCUGCUCCUCGAAGACCGUGUGCUGCCAGAACAACACGUUCAACGGUCUGAUCGCUAUCGGCUGCGUUCCGAUCGACAUCUCGCUGUAA